CUGUAAUAGCUAUAAUACUGAAUGUGUACUGGCCGUUAGCAGAUUUUUAUCUACAUUAUCUGUGCUCACUGUCAGCUUAAGUGGCGCCCUCGUACUGUCAUUGCAGCGGCAAAGUAACACCUAUCAUUGGAGGGACGAAUUGUUGGUUUUUUACUAAAAUUAUAUAUUUUUACUGCAGAAAAUGGAUGAAGAAGGCGAUAAUAUUUUGCUCGAGGAUAAUUACUAUCAAUUACUGAAUGUUUCAAAGACGGCAACAUUAGAGGAAAUAAACAGUGCAUAUCGACGUUUCUCACGUAUGUUCCAUCCUGAUAAACACAGUACUGAUCCAAACAAACAGAAAUGGGCAGAACAAAUAUUCAACAAGGUCAAAGAGGCUUAUGAAGUGCUUUCAGAUUCACAUAAGAGGGCCAUUUAUGAUACAUUAGGUAAGCGUGGUUUGGAGGUGGAGGGUUGGGAAGUAAUAUUUCGUACUCGCACACCUAGGGAAAUCAGAGAGGAAUAUGAAAGGUUGAAACGUGAAAGGGAGGAACGAAGGCUUCAGCAGAGCGCCAACCCUCGUGGGACAAUCACAUUGUCUGUAAAUGCUACGGAUAUGUUUAUGAAAUAUUACGAUGAGUAUGAAAUUUUGGAGGAUUCAAAUAUUUUACCAAAUAUUGAGGUGUCUGGAAUGACUAUACAACAGUCAAUUGAUGCACCAGUGACACUAAGAAACACUAUGACUCUAUCAGGAAACAUAUCAACACAGAAUGGGAUUGGUACGGGUUCAGUGAAUAUUUGUAAUCGUAACCUGAGUUCUGAGAAGGGAUGGACUGAAGUGGAGUGUGGUAUAGGAAAUGGACCUCUCCUCGGCUUCAAAAUAUUCAGGACUCUGUCGCGACUGAUGUUCUUGAACUGCGGGACUGUUUUGCAAUUCACACCAAGAGGCAUUUCACCAAGUCUUGUAUCUACCUUAGCCGUGCAACUGGACGCUCACUCAGUGGGUUACCUGACGUAUCGCGCUGGCGGACAGGGUGGAUCUUCUAUGACUUCCAUUUAUGUGCGAGACUCUGAGAAGUACCACACAAACACGGCGCUACAGAUCGGAACUCCUCACUCCUUCAUAACAUUCAACAUCAUGAGAAAACUGCCCCAACAUGACAUGAAACUCAGGCUGGCUUUGAAGUUUGGCACGUUUGGCGCUAUAGCUGAAUAUGGUGCUGAGAAAAAAGUGUCCCAGAACAGCAGCGUGUCAGCGGCCGUCAUGCUAGGAGUUCCAAGCGGAGUAAUGCUUAAAUUGAAGUGGACAUGUUCAUCACAAACCAUUGUAGUACCAAUCCACCUUUGUGAGGAGGUGAUGCCAUCGCCUGUGUUCUACGCGACGGUCGUCCCUCUGGUGUCAUGGCUGGUCCUAAAGAAGAUCAUUCUCGACCCCAUUGCUAGAGAAAGACAGGAGCGUGAGAGGCAGCGAUCUAUGGAGGCUAAUUUCGAAAGGUUACAGGAAAUGCAACGGCAAGCUCGAGCAACUGUUGAACUGAUGAGAGAAACAUACUCAAGGAUCAGGUCUGAUGAGGAGAAAAAGAAAGGCCUGGUCAUUCUUCGAGCACUAUAUGGAAAACUACCUUCAGGUGCUUCAGCCCACGAAAUAGGAGCAGAACAAACUGGUGACGGUAUAUCACCGGAAAGUCCCACCAUGAUGAGCGAAGUGAUAGACGUCACCAUACCGGUGCAGUGUCUCAUUAAGGACUCUCGGUUAGAACUGCUCGAAGCAAGCAAGUCUGAGUUGCCCGGAUUCUACGACCCGUGCGUUGGCGACGACAAGCACUUGACCAUUCAGUACAUGUUCCACAACAACCUACACUGCUGUACUGUUUCCGACAGCCAAGCCCUUGUUCUUCCACGUAAUAAUCAUCGGAUAAAAAAUAGAUCCUGAAAUUUAAAAGCGAAGCGCAGGUACAAAGCUACGGAGCGCUCCCGCCCACUUCCCUAAAGUUAAUAGUAGACAUCGUGAUUAAGUCGACAUGAAUGUUGCGUAUAAAUCCAGAAAAUUAUUAUCACAAAGCUUUGAAUCUAGGCAGCUAAUGACAUUCCAUUAUUAUGCGAACAGUACCCCAAUGUCUGCGUGUAGUACCCGAUAAAGUGUUGAGUUAUAAUACUUUAAUCAUUGUUUUCUAUAAAAAAGUGCCUCGAAACUGUAGCAAUAUAUUACAUAAAAAAUUAAAUAUUUACACCAACAUAGUAACUAUAUAUAUAUGUAUAUUUUAAAUGCAUAAUUUUUUGUCCAGAGAAUUGAUAUUUUUAAUGUAUGUGAUGUAGUGUUUUUAGUAGGACUUUAAAAUUAGCAGCCUAUUAAAAUGAUAGGAGCAACAGUGUUGGUCUAAAAAGUUAUCAAUCCUUGUUGAUUGCAAUUGAAUGGUUAUUAUAUAGGUGUAGUGAAAGCUAUGCGUAACUGUGUAAAUAAAUCUUAGUUGUAGUUGUGCUAAAGUUAUCUGCUCCAUAAGAAAAUUCCUUUCGGGACAUGUAUUUCAAUGUAUUUUUGCUACUGGACAUAGGCGUUCGUGUCACAAAAAUAUUUAUAAAACAUAAAAAUGAUAAUCAAGUAAAUGUUUAAUUUAAGUAUGAGUACAGCAACCCCGCACUUUGUGAGAAAAAAUAACGAAGUAGUUACCUCACUGUGUUGUGAUCUUAUAAAUAGCGAAGAUUAAUUAAGGUAGCGCUUUGUGUAUUAAAUUUACAGAGCUAAGGGAAAAUAGUUUUAUUUCCUAUGCGACUUACGUCUAUAAGCUCGAAAAUACUAAACAUGUUCUUGCUUUGCGUAUAAUCUUGAUUUACUUAGUGCCUUAUGAACUUGUCAGCCGUCAAAAGAAUGAAGAAGGUAUCUACAAUUUGUAACCAUUCUAGUAAACUGGAAUGGAUUCGUCCAACAACCGUGGCUGAUGUCCUACAUAUGUAUGUGGGCAUACGUCACGUUCUGUGCUUGCAGGUUUGAGCAAUAGCUGGUCAUGUCGUGACAAGACAAACAGCAAAGAGUUCAUUAACUCGGAGUUAUAAUAAUUAAUGUGCGAGUGGAAAAAAACUAUGUUGUCGAACACUUCGCAGAACGUUAGUCAAGUGAUAAGAUCUCGCACGCACAUGGGAUAUAAUAUUAACCUUGCGCGCGAGCCAUCAGCCUGAUACCCUAACCAAAGCGAUAUUUAUUUUUAUAGCCACCUUAUAAGUACAAAAUUUAAAUGCUAAACUUAACAUAAUCGAAUUGUUAUAUUUUUACGCGCGAGCUCUGGCAAAUAUUCAGUUUAGAUUUUUCAUAUAGGUACUUCCAUCGACCACAUUCUUGUGCCCGUAGUAACAUUAUUUUUUAGUAUUUUCCAUUGAUUCUUAACCAAUAAGUAAUUGGUGUAUUUUUCUAUUUAACUAGAUUCGCACAAAACUAGCCGAUAAAUGAAUACUUAAUUAAAUCUACCUUGAAACAGCGCUUGCACAAAAAGCUUUGAUAAUUAAUUUUCUGGAUUUUGGCGUGUUAGUUAGACGUAAACGUUGAUUGUUGAGCAGUUAGUUUUUUUGAAUUUGUGCUUCAUCGAUGUAAUGUGCAGAGCAACGAUAAAUCGCCUGUAUUAGUCGAAUUACCUUCUAGUAUUGUUUUCUUUUUUCUAUUUUCAUUUUUUUGUAAAAUAAUAAAUGUUGAUUAUUCUAAUCUUAUUUCGAAUACUUCCAAUGAAUUAACGCCUACAUUGUAUUGAGCGAGCCCUGUUUUAUCUUUUAAAUAUAAAUGUUAUAGUUUCUUUAUAUGACCUUAAGGAAUAUAUGCUGCGAAAUAAACAUUAUAAAGUU
Spodoptera exigua (beet armyworm) is the source of this 3804-nucleotide messenger RNA. Lineage: Eukaryota; Metazoa; Arthropoda; Insecta; Lepidoptera; Noctuidae. The record is from the annotation of a GenBank genome assembly.